Molecule: messenger RNA, 1548 nt
Organism: Lingula anatina
Lineage: Eukaryota; Metazoa; Brachiopoda; Lingulata; Lingulida; Lingulidae
Product: torsin-1A-like
Cellular component (GO): endoplasmic reticulum
Molecular function (GO): ATP binding; ATP hydrolysis activity
Source: RefSeq, a predicted model, not a curated record
UGCUAAAUACGACGGUAGACCAUCUAUAUUCAACAGAAUAGGGCCUAAUAAACCAGCUCAUUGGUGUUUUAUCAUAUUUUCGUAAUCUACCUUCAAGUUCCAAUAGUUUUGGAAAAAAUACAGGUAGACAAUAUCUAUUUUGGCAUGAGACUUGGCGUGAGAAAUGUUGGCUGAAAUGUGCUGCGCUGAGUGUUCAAGAGUGGAUGAAGAAAGUUUCGCCUUUACGCCGACAGGGGGCAGUAUCUAACAAAAUGGCGGCGCCCAUGUGCUGAAAUUUUAAACUUGACGUCUAUUAGUGAAAUGAUGUAUAUUUAUGAAACAUGCAGGCAAAUAGCAACAUACUAGUGUCUGUUUUGUUUUUUCAUCUUACGAUAUUCUCCCUAUGUCCAGUAGAAACUCUGGAACCAGUAACAUCUGGGAUAGCAGUUGUUACAGCUUUGGCCGCUUCGGGAUUAUUUGCAGGUUAUGAACUCCUGAAAUGUCGAAUGUACGAAUGUUGCGACGACAGAUGGCUCAUAGCAAAUCUGACUGGUAUGAAGACAGCAUUGGAAUCUCGUCUCCAUGGACAGCAUCUUGUUGUUGAUACUACUGUCAGGGCCAUCACAGGACAUAUUAAAAACAAAAAUCCACAAAAAGCCUUGGUUCUUGCCUUCCAUGGAUGGACAGGCGGAGGGAAGAACUUUGUUAGUAAGAUAAUAGCUGAGCAUCUCUACCACAAGGGCAUGGAGAGUCAAUAUGUUCACCUGUUUAUUGCCACACUACAUUUUCCCCAUGCCAGCAAGGUGGAGACGUAUAAAGACCAGUUGAGAACUUGGAUUAAAGGGAAUACCACCAAGUGUCCUCGCACUCUGUUUAUAUUUGAUGAGAUGGAUAAAAUGCCUGAAGGCCUUAUAGAUGCAAUAAAACCUUUCCUAGAUGUUUACCCAGAGAUAAAUGGAGUAAAUUAUAGGAAAACAACAUUUAUUUUUCUAAGUAACACUGGUGGUAAUGCAAUCACAGAGCACACCAUUGCCCACUGGGAAAAAGGAAAAAGGAGGGAGGAGAUAAAACACAAGGACAUGGAAAACGUCAUUAUUUUGAGUGCAUACAAUGAACAUGGCGGCCUGUGGCACAGCAAUAUCAUUGAGAUGAACUUAAUAAGCAGCUUUGUACCGUUUCUUCCUCUGGAGAGAAAACAUGUCAAGAUGUGCAUUAGGGAUGACCUGAGAGCUAAAAAUAUUUCAGAUGAAAAAAUUACAGAGGAAAUUCUCAGCAAAGUAGCAGAUGAGCUGCAGUACCACCCUCCCAGUAAACAACUUUUUUCAAAGUCUGGAUGCAAAAGAGUGUCUCAAAAAGUUGACUUGAUUUUGGAGGAUUUUGACAAUGAUUGAACCUUACUUCAAUGUGUUUUUUUUUUCAAAGUUGUUUAGUAUUUAUUUUUGCUUGUCCAGGGGUCUUUGCGGAAAUGGUGUCUGCGGUUUUGCUUUUCCAGGAAUCGUGUUAAUAAUUUAAAUGAUAUCAUGUGUCUGCUAAGAUUAGUUUCUUUGUAAAACGUAAUGUUGAUAACAA